Molecule: messenger RNA, 913 nt
Organism: Cuscuta europaea
Lineage: Eukaryota; Viridiplantae; Streptophyta; Magnoliopsida; Solanales; Convolvulaceae
Source: the annotation of a GenBank genome assembly
UACCACUCUAGAGACAAUAGUAAUUAGAGUAACAAGAAAAUUAGUGUCAAUAAUCCAAGCUUAAUUGCCAGCUAAUUAAUGGAGAGGGAGGGUAGAUCAACACCCAGGGGUGAAAGGGGUCGUUCCCCAUCAUUACCCCGACGGUCUUCAACCCCACCUCCCCGACGGUCUUCAUCGCCGCCGCAGACAGCGCCGCCGCAGACAGCGCCGCCGCAGACAGCGCCGCGAUCGUCGACACCAGAGGAAACCCCACAGGAAAGAGCUGCCAGAGAAUACUUUGACGGCGUCUUUGGUCCCUCACCUAAUCGCACACCACCAGUCUCAUCAGCUGCAGCAUACUUUGACUCUGUGUUUGGUCCAUCCUCCACGGGACGGCUGAGAGAUCGCCAUACUCCAGUAAAUCAAGCAGGAACAUCUCGACCAGAGGAAAAUCACGACUAUAUAAGGACAAUAACUCCAUGGCCAUACGACUCAUCGAUAUACUACGGCGGCCAAGAUAUUAUCGUUUUUCCCAACAAGAACAAGAAGCCGCCGCCUAGGUCCGAAGAUUGAUGAUACAAAUGAUGAAACAUAUGCUAACAUAGGAGAUUGGUGGAAAGGGUCAUACCACUACUCAUCAGAGAUUAUAUAGCCUCAAACACAAUAGACAUAAGUAAUAAUAAGGAGUUGCAUGUGCAUGUCACAACACUUCAGUUUCUUUUUCUUUUUUUCUACAUUUGUAUAAGCUAGUUGACUUGUAGACUAAAGUGAAUCUGGCAAUUAUCCAACCUAUAUCUUGAAUAAAAGGAUAAUGUUGCCAAGGUUGCUAUCAACAUGUGUAAUCUCUAUUUAGUACACAAAUACUACAAACCAGUUUGUUUGAUAAUGAGAAGUAUUACAGAUACAUAUACAUGCUGUGACUUAUUAUAGUUUU